Manihot esculenta (cassava) is the source of this 2807-nucleotide messenger RNA. Its product is annotated as receptor kinase-like protein Xa21. Gene Ontology annotation, biological process: protein phosphorylation. Gene Ontology annotation, molecular function: ATP binding; protein binding; protein kinase activity. The transcript has 6 exons. NCBI's taxonomy places the organism in Eukaryota, Viridiplantae, Streptophyta, Magnoliopsida, Malpighiales, Euphorbiaceae. The coding region runs from base 1 to 2772 and encodes 923 amino acids. The record is from RefSeq and is a predicted model, not a curated record.
AUGUCAUCAUCAAGAAGAACAUUGCUCGGUUUUAGAUCACAAUGGAUAAUGGGUGCUGCAACGGUUCCAGUCUUCUUGACACUUAUGCUUGCAAAGAGGAGUAUUGAAGCAGAAAGGUUUUUUCUUUUGGCUGUUUUUUCCUCCAACAUGCAGUUGUCUAGAAUUAUGAUCAGAGAUGGUGUUGGCAUAGAUCAAGUUAAGUCUCUACGAGAAGUGGAAGAUUUCAUGGACAGAGGUGAAAGAAAAUGGUGGGAAACGAGCUUGGAAAGUACUCCCUCUAAUAUUGAUGCUGUAACCACAGGUGGUGGGAAUAAAACCGAUCAUCUUGCUUUAUUAGAAUUCAAGGCAAAGAUUGUACAUGACCCUCAAAAUGUCAUGAGGUCAUGGAAUGAUUCUGCCCAUUUCUGUAAUUGGGAAGGUGUCGUAUGUGGUCGCAAGCACAGAAGAGUUACCAUUCUUAAUCUUGAAGAUAAAGGCUUGGUGGGUUCUUUGUCUCCUUAUAUAGGAAACAUGAGUUUCCUUAGGCAGAUAAUACUCCGCAACAAUAGCCUCCAAGGAAAAAUCCCAGCUGAAGUUGGUCGCUUGUUUAGGCUACAAGCUUUUGAUCUGUAUUACAACCAUGUUGAAGGGAAAAUUCCAUGGAACUUGUCCCUCUGUUCAAACCUCAGGCUGUUGAUCUUACAAAACAACAAGCUAGAAGGACAAAUUCCAACUGAGCUUGCAAAUUUGCGUAAGCUUUGGGUACUUGACCUCGGUGUAAACUAUUUGACUGGCGGCCUUCCACCUUCUAUCGCGAACAUGAGCUUGUUGGAAAUGUUGGCUGUCCCUAACAAUUUUCUUACUGGAAGUAUUCCAGAUGUCCUGGGGCAACUAAGUCACUUGUCCUCGAUCGGACUUCCAUUGAACAAUUUCUCAGGUAUCAUCCCUCCAUGCAUGUAUAAUAUUUCGUCCAUCAAAAUUUUCUCUGUGGCUAUUAAUUCGCUUCAUGGAAGUGUUCCAUCAGACACUGGAAUCCUCCUACCGCGCCUACAGUUGUUUGAACUGGACAAUAACUACUUCAGUGGAUCAAUUCCACUGUCAAUAUCCAACGCUUCAGAACUUCAAGUAUUGACUUUGUCAGGAAACAAUUUCAAUGGAGAAGUUCUUGUCCAGUUUGGACUACUCAAACAGUUGCGAAUUUUACUUUUACAAGGCAACAAUUUCAAUGGUGGUUUACAAUUCAUCGCAUCUAUGGCAAACUGUAGCAAUUUGAUAUAUUUGGAGUUAUCCCAGAAUCAGUUUACAGGAGCAUUGCCUAAUUCGGUUGCCAAUCUCUCUUCUAAUCUUCGAUUUCUAGCAAUUGCAGAUAAUCGAAUAUCAGGUAGCCUCCCCCUAGGCUUAUUUGAUCUUGUUAACUUACCAAGAAUAAUCUUGCAAAGAAAUCAAAUAACAGGAGCUAUUCCUACUGAAAUAGGUAAGCUUCAGAAACUACAGGAACUCUUUCUUGAUCAAAAUAGAUUAUCUGGAAAAAUUCCUUCAUCUAUUGGAAACUUAUCAUCCUUGAUUAAUCUUCAAUUGGACAUUAACAUGUUACAAGGCACUAUCCCGUCUAGCUUAGGCAAUUGUCGUAACUUGCUACGGCUAGGUCUUUCUAGGAAUAAUUUAAGUGGGUUCAUACCAAAACAACUUUUUCCUAUUGCUUCCAUGUUAAUCUGUUGGUACAAAAGGCAGAAAAGGAUGCAAUCUCCGAGCUCAUUGGAACUAAAAUCAUUUCCAAAACUUUCUUAUCAAAAGAUUCUCAAGGCAACUGAUGGGUUUUCGACAGCAAAUUUGCUUGGUGCUGGUAGUUUCGGAUCUGUCUACAAAGGCACCCUUGAGGAGGAUGGAGUCAUCAUUGCAGUAAAAGUACUCAACCCUCAACGGAGAGGAGCUGCAAAAAGUUUCAAGGCUGAGUGCAAGGUCUUGCAAAACAUACGUCAUCGUAAUCUUGUAAGGACCAUCACUUCUUGCUCGAGUAUUGAUUUUCAAGGAAAUGAUUUCAAGGCACUUGUUUACGAGUAUAUGCCGAACGGGAACUUGGACAAGUGGUUGCAUCCAAGUUCGGAAAUAUAUGUCGAGCCAACUGAACAAUGGAGCUUGAGCUUUCUCCAAAGAAUAAACAUUGCCAUAGACGUAGGAAGCGCAGUGGAUUAUCUUCACCAUGGCUGCCAAAAGCCAGUCAUUCAUUGUGAUCUAAAGCCAAGCAACAUUCUUCUUGACAAUGAGAUGGUUGCUCAUAUUGGAGAUUUUGGGCUAGCAAAGUUCCUCUCUCAGCUCAGUGGUCCAAUUCACAGCAGUUCAGUGGGAGUGAGAGGCACAAUUGGUUAUGCAGCACCAGAAUAUGGGCUAGGAAGUGAUCCAUCAACAAGCGGAGAUGUUUAUAGCUAUGGGAUACUGUUAUUGGAGAUGAUGACAUCAAAGAAACCUACUGAUAAUAUAUUUGUAGAAGGUCUCAACCUUCACGAUUUUGCAAGGAUGGCAUUGCCUGAUCAUGCUGUGGAGAUUGUGGAUCCAAUUCUAUUGCAAGAAGAUGAAGAAGAAGAAGCAAGAUUAAAUAGGAAUGAAGGUCCAACACAAGUAAGAUAUGGGGAGAAAAUUGAAUGCUUAAUUAGGAUGAUGAAGGUUGGAGCAGGAUGCUCCAUGGAGUCUCCUCAAGAUAGAAUGGCCAUAAGUGAUGCAGUCAAUGAGUUGCAAUCAAUCAGAAAGUAUUAUAUGGGAGCUAGAGCAGGCCUCUCCACUCGAGCAAGAUCAUGAAGUGUGAAAUUUGAAAUGAAGCAGCUAAAGGAGCA